Messenger RNA from Oncorhynchus masou masou (cherry salmon), 2181 nucleotides. Its product is annotated as GATA zinc finger domain-containing protein 14-like. The transcript has 7 exons. Lineage: Eukaryota; Metazoa; Chordata; Actinopteri; Salmoniformes; Salmonidae. Bases 1 to 2181 code for a protein of 726 amino acids. The record is from RefSeq and is a predicted model, not a curated record.
AUGACAACCACAGCCGAAGCACCGACAACCACAGCCAGCUCCACAUCAACCACAGCUUCCCCCACAUCAAACACAGAUGCUGCUACGACAACAACAGCUACAACAACCAAAGCAAUCCCCACAACCACAGAUGCUCCCGGAACAACCACGUCUGCAAUGACAACCACAGCCGCAGCUCCGACAACCACAGCCAGCCCCACAUCAACCACAGCUUCCCCCACAUCAAACACAGAUGCUGCUACAACAACAACAGCCGGCCCCACAAUAUCCACAGCUGUUUACAACAACUGUAGCUACCCCCACAACAACCACAGCUGCCACUACAACAACCACAGCUUCACCAAUGAUAACCACAGCUGUAACAACGAUAACUCCAGCUUCUGCUACAACAACAACACCCGUUGCUCCAACAACUACUGCCCCAGUGAUUCCACUGACCCUCCAACAGCAAAUGAAGGUGUACUUAUUCUGCAUUUCCGGCUGAAUAGUACAUUUCUGGAAGCCUACAAAAGUCCACAGUCCAAUGACUGUUGCAAUGAAAAGUACAGCUGUGGCAACAACAAUCACAGCUGCAAACGAAACAACCACAUCGGCAUCAAUGACAACCACAGAAGUAGCUCCGACAACCACAGCCACAGCUCCAACAACCACAGUUGUACUAACAACAACCACAGCUGCUCCCACAACAACCACAGAUGCACCCACAACAAGCACAUAUUCUCUAACAACUACUACAGAUAUUCCAACAACCACAACAGCUUCCUCUUCAACAACCACAGCUUCCCCCACGACAACCACAGUUGCUGCUACUACAACAACAGCUGCGGAUUCAACAACCACAGAUGCACCCACAACAAUCCAAAAAAUGUUGACAACAACUAUAGAAGCUCCCAGAACCACCACAGCUUCCCCUACAACAACCACAGCUCAGCACCAACACCGACUAAAGCUGCUCCCACAACAACCACACUGCAGACACAAGAAGAAGAGCUCUGUCCAAACAACAACAACAACAACAACAACAGCUGUUCCCACAACAACCACAGCUUCCCCGACAACAACCAUAGCUGCUGCAACAACAACAACAGCUGCAGCUACAACAACCACAGCCAGCCCCACAACCACAGAUGCUCCCGGAACAACCACGUCUACAACGACAACCACAGCCGCAGCUCCGACAACCACAGCCAGCCCCACAUCAACCACAGCUUCCCGCACAUCAAAAACAGAUGCUGCCAAGACAACAACAGCAGUCUCCACAACAUCCACAGCUGUUCCCACAACAACUACAGCUUCCCCCACAACAACCAAAGCCAUCCCUACAACCACAGAUGCUCCCGGAACAACCACGUCUGCAAUGACAACCACAGCAGCAGCUCCGACAACCACAGCCAGCCCCACAUCAACCACAGCUUCCCCCACAUCAAACACAGAUGCUGCUACAACCACAACAGCCGGCCCCACAACAUCCACAGCUGUUCGGACAACAACUGUAGCUACCCCCACAACAACCACAGCUGCCACUACAACAACCACAGCUUCACCAAUGAUAACCACAGCUGUAACAACGAUAACUACAGCUUCUGCUACAACAACAACACCUGCUGCCCCAACCAUUUACCACACAACAACCACAGCUGCUUCUACAACAACCACAGCCAUGGCAACAACAACCACAGCUGCUCCCCAAACAACAACAUAUGUUUCAACAACUACAGCCACACCAAUGACAUCUACUGCUGUGGCUCUGAAAACAGCUCCCACAACCAUAAUAGCUUCUAUUGCUACAAGCACAGCUUCCCCCAAAACAACCACAGCGACAUUAAAGACAUCUACAGCAGCAGGUUCAACAACAGCUCCCACAACCAUAAUAGCUUCGAUUACUACAAGCACAGCUUCCCACAAAACAACCACAACAACAUUAAUGACAUCUACAGCAGCAGCUAUGACAAGUACAGCGGUAGCUACAACCACUACAGAUGCACUCACAACAACCACAACCACAGCUGCUGCUACAAUAAUAACAACAUCUACAGCAACAACACCCAUCACCUCGUCCACAACAACCACAGCUGCUCCCACUACAAACACAGCUGCUCCCACAACAACCACAACUGCACCAACCACAACCACAGCAUCUCCAUUAACAUUUACAGCAGAGGCUUCAACAACUUCAGCUGA